Messenger RNA from Trichoderma virens Gv29-8, 837 nucleotides. RefSeq lists its product as uncharacterized. NCBI's taxonomy places the organism in Eukaryota, Fungi, Ascomycota, Sordariomycetes, Hypocreales, Hypocreaceae. The transcript is spliced from 6 exons. The record is from RefSeq and is a predicted model, not a curated record. The coding region runs from base 1 to 837 and encodes 278 amino acids.
AUGCCUUAUGGAAUGCACAUGUCCCGGGAUGGAAGAGGCCAGAAGAUGCAACUUCAUCAUGCUUUGGCCCUCAGGCAUUGGGCAACCCUACAGAUACGGGUCGAGACCGCAGAGGAGGAGACGAGGCUUGCAGAAGUGCAACCAGAAGUGCAACAAGAAGUGCAACAAGACGUGCAGAUUCACCCGCGGGGCGGGUUCAUUGCCCAAGCUACGGAGUACGCCGCAUUGUUUAUUGACAUUUCAUUCAUCCAAAGGCACACUGUAGUCUAUGUCGUCGUCGUUGAUUGCAAAUGCCGGGUGGCGAGGCGUAGCCAGUCAGCCGCCAAAGCAGUAGCAAGGCGGCGUGUCCUUAUACACAUGUUGAUGACCGAUGCCAAGGCCAUGGGCGGAAAGCAAAUCUCCCACACAGCCAAAGCCCAGAAUGUACAUGUAUCGCGCAUCAUCCCCCCGGCCAGCGUCAAGCACUCUUCUGCUAAGCCGGUACUUGAGAGGGGGAGGCACAUGCAGCAAGUGCCAGGGCGUUUUGGCGGGGCCGCGAUUUGGAUCCGCGUUUAUGACGCCGCAAUCGACGUCAUUUCUUUUUCUCUCUGCGACGCCACGCGACCAAUAGUGCCGGAGCCGUGCCCGAGAGACGAGGCGAAAGGAUCAUUCAUUGCUUCUAAAGGGUGUGGUAAAAAGAGCCGUGGACAAGAUGAGAGGGAAUCGCUUCAUUUCGGAUCAUCUCCUUUGGGAUUGAAGCCAUUGCCGCACCCACUUGAUCAAGCUUCCUUGGCUCGGGUACGUACGUCACAGUGGGCCGCGUACCUGAUCGAUGAUGUUGACUUUAUCAACAUAUGA